AUGCCCCCCAAGAAGGUGAAGGACUUUGCGAAUGCUCCAGUAUUAAAGAUGGCGCACGGGGAGCAGGUGCAGCUCCUGUCUGAUGCGCUACUUCGGGAGUACAUGCACCGCCGCGGCUUCCUCGCGACCUUGAAGGCCUUUGAUGACGAGCAUCCGCGCGAUGAGAACACAAUCUCUUCACGUGCGCUGAUGUCCGACCUCAUGGCACUCAACCCUGACGACCAACAGCGCAUGAAAGGCGAGGGCAUUGAGACAAUCAUGGAGAUGCUGUGCAACUUGCGCGUUGAGCGCCGACUGAAGACGGAGAAGCUGACAGCUGAGGCGCACAUGCCGCUGCCGAAGUUGCCCGCCGGCUACGAGGCACUCAAGAAGAAGCAAGCUGAACGAGCGGCGCGCAAGGCGGAGAGGCAGCAGCAGCAAAAAGCGUCCCUCAAGAAGAAGCUAAAGGCGUCCGCUUCUCCUAUAAAAGAUCGUGAGUUUCAGGAGACCAGCGACACACUCCAGCGGAAGAAUAGCAGGCAUGGUAAGCGUCACCAGCGGCUCUCUGCUACCUCACCGAGCGGCGCGUCUCGCGGGAGAGAGCCGGCUGGCAUCACAAUGGACGACUUGCUCGGCAGCUCGCAUGGCAGCAGCGACGGUGACAAGGAUCAUGACACCCCGGACGAAGAAGAGGGAGAGGACCGCCGCAGCUCCGCCAGUCCCAUAGCAGAGUAUGCCGUCGCGAGAUCAGCUGUCACAUUGUCUGCGUCGGGUGCAGGUCGAUCCUCAUCGAAGCAGGCAAGUGCACAAUCGUCCCAACCUGCCUGGAUGGAAGUUGCCGCAAGGCAGAAGCCACCGCCGAUGAAAGGGAAUGAUGGCGACGGUGGUGCACAACAGAGGACUUUUGACGACGAGGGUGGCUAUAAUAACGGUGCAGUAGACAGCGAGGCCGACGAGGGCAGCGACAAGGAUGCCGACGACUUUGGAGGAGCUGCAAUGACGGCAGAGCAGCGAGACCAGCUCAGUGCUGCGUUUCAGCUCCUCUGUGGUUUUGACGGCAGCUUGCACAAGGCUUUUCUGGAGCAGGGCUUCCUCUUCGACGACUGCGCCAACUGUGCGCUCAUUCAGUGGCAGCCAGGCGGCUGUGACGGAGUUAUUGCACCGAUUCAAGCCUUUGUGGCUGCCUACUACUACGAACGCGAGGUGUACGUGGGCAAGGAGCAGCGCCAGCGCGAAUGCCUUGCCAAGGCGUUGUGUACUUCACUGGAGCAGGCGCAGCCGAACGUCGCUAAGAUUGUUUUGCUCGACAGUGCAUGGAAGGCCGAGCCUGGCUGCUCUCGCUACAUGCGCAGUCACGCCCUACAGCAGGCGGCGAAGCCUCGCACGCGGUGCUGGACGAAUAUGAAGAGCAUGCAGGACGUCACUCAGGUCGUGCGCGACACACUGCUCACCGAGGCGCGCUGGAUGAAGCCACGCGGCGGGGGUGUUGCGAGCUUCUUGUUCUCACUGCUCCUCUCGCAUGGGGUGGAUGUGGUACAGCAGGAGCUCACCAAAGCAAGCACCGCUGAGGGCGGGCCUCCGUCACUGCUCCUUCCCACCUCUGGUCGCGCAACGCUGGGUCUCGUCAAUUUUGUCUUGACGGGCCAUGCCAUUUUUUUUCGCCACAACGGGGUACAGAACGGGAAUCGAGUGGGGUACUCUUCCCGACUCCGAUGCGGGCUGCUCUGCGGCGAUUAUGCCGCCGAUUCAGAUCGCCUUGACCGAGCCUCCGCAACCAAUGCAGCGUCGUCGUCUCCCUUUUCCUACACAAAUGCAACCGAGCCGCAGCUUCCUAGCUGGGUGCUGUGGCACCGGGACAGCUUUGCAAAUCUGUACAUGCCCAAGGAUACACGGCAGCUGUUUCAACAAAAGCUGAACUUAGGUGGGAGCGCAUCGGUCGAUCUGGUUUACUGGGACGCCGCAACGGAGGACGACGAAUUCGCGCUUACAGUGACAGUGCACAGCGCCGCCUUCGUCCCCGGCAGCGGCAGUGGUGGUGGUGCGCGUAAUGCCAAGUCUUUCGUGAACACCGCCAUCAUGUCGGUUCCAGCAUGGUCGUCUGCGGCGAUUGACUGGAAUGGAAAGGCGCCUCUACGAGAUUGA
This is a messenger RNA of Leishmania braziliensis MHOM/BR/75/M2904, 2121 nucleotides long. RefSeq lists its product as hypothetical. The record is from RefSeq and is a predicted model, not a curated record. The transcript has a single exon. The coding region runs from base 1 to 2121 and encodes 706 amino acids. Gene Ontology annotation, biological process: protein K48-linked deubiquitination. Gene Ontology annotation, molecular function: cysteine-type deubiquitinase activity; K48-linked deubiquitinase activity. NCBI's taxonomy places the organism in Eukaryota, Euglenozoa, Kinetoplastea, Trypanosomatida, Trypanosomatidae.